GAGGGGCGAUCAAAUCAAUGAACGAAUGACCGAUCUUGCCCUUACCUUUCUUUGGAAACAACGAAAAUCAAAUGAAGGACAUUUGCAUGCAAUUAACUCCACAUUGUCUUGGUUUCGUUGCAGACAGCCCGCACAAGCUUUUCUCUGAUCCAAGGCGAUCACGGUCCCCGAGCUCAAGACGAUGGGAGGCGGAGUUUCUGAGUCGGAAGCUCCCCAUUUUUUCAAGAUAGUUCUCUCUGAUUCCAUCCAAAAUGGCCGGCUCGGAAUUCCAAAGAAAUUCAUGAGGAAACACGGGAGCAAUCUGUCUGACUCGGUCUUCCUCAAGCUGGCCAACGGCGACGCCUGGGAAGUGGAGCUGUUGCGGACGAACGACGGUGUUUGGCUUCGACGGAAUUGGCCGAACUUCGCGGAGCGCUACUCGAUCGAACAUGGCCACUUCCUAGUGUUCAGAUAUGAAGGAAACUCCGUGUUUCAGGUGGUCAUAUUCGACAAGAGCGCAACGGAGAUCGACUACCCCAUCGUCUCCGAAAAUGGCGGUGGCGGCAAGCAUCUUUUGUCGCCAAAGGUGGAGGCUGAAGACGAAGGGGACGUGGUGUUGGUCAGAGAAGGAUUCGAGGACCUGCCAUCACCGCCGGCAUUAUCUCUGCUUUCGAAGAAGAAGAAGAAGAAAACAAGCUCACAAGCCUCUGGUGAUGAGCAUGCGAACGAGGAAGCCAUUAAUGGAGUUGGAGGUAGCUCGGGCGUUUCUUCGAUUUGCAGAGACAGGUCUCAGGUUGAGAUAAGAGGAAGGUCGAAGGAAGAGGAACUCGCAGCGGAAGGCGGUUGGCCUAUCGUCGGUCACCUUCCUCUGUUUACCAGCAAGGAUCUGAUGCACAAAAAGUUGGGUUCCAUGGCCAACAAGUACGGACCAAUUUUCACCAUAAGAUUGGGCUCUCAUCGAGCAAUCGUGGUCAGUAGUUGGGAAGUGGCUAAGGAGUGUUUCACUGUCCAGGACAAGGCCUUUGCCGAUCGACCGAUGAUCACCGCCACAAAGCUCAUGGGUUACAACGGUGCCAUGUUUGGGUUCGGUCCUUACGGGGAAUAUUGGCGAGAGAUGCGCAAGAUUGCGACAAUUGAGCUCCUCUCGAACCACCGGCUUGACUCACUGAAGCACAUACGAGCUUUCGAGGUUGAGACAGCAAUAAAAGACUUGUUCAAGGCCUGGAUGGAAAAGGGUAGGCCCAGAAGUGGGGUCCUGGUGGAAAUGAAAUCUUGGCUAGGAGAUUUGAUGCUCAAUCUAUCUGUGAAAAUGGUAGGAGGGAAGAGAUACUGUGGUUCGAACGCCGACUGUGACGUGAUCGAGGCAAAGAGGUGCCAAAGGUCAAUCAGGAGGUUCUUUGAUCUAUUUGGAGCCGUCGUGUUGUCGGAUUCCAUCUCAGCUCUCGGCUGGUUGGACAUUGGUGGUUAUAAACGAUCGAUGAAGGAGACCGCAGAAGAGUUGGAUGUUUUGGCUCAGGGGUGGCUGGAGGAGCAUAGAAGGAAGAGGUUGUCCCGCCCCGGAGGUGAUCGAGAGCAAGAUUUCAUGGAUUUGAUGCUGAACGCCAUUGAAGGUGUCAAGUCUUCAGAUUUUGAUGCUGAUACAAUAAUUAAGGCAACUUGUUUGAACAUGAUAAUAGCAGGGACCGACACUUUGAUGGUAGCGCUCACGUGGGCGCUAUCGCUGCUAGUGAACAACCGCCGUGCGUUGAAGAAGGCGCAACAAGAGCUGGACGCCCGUGUCGGCAAGAGCAGGCCCGUGGAAGAGUCCGAUGUGAAGAACUUGGCCUACCUCCAAGCCAUCGUCAAGGAGACCAUGCGUUUAUAUCCGCCGGUUCCGGUCAACGGUCUUAGAAGUUCCGUGGAAGAGUGCACCUUCGCCGCCGGCUUCCGCAUUCCUGCAGGUACGCGUUUGCUGUUGAACGCCUGGAAGAUACAGAGGGAUGAGCGAGUGUGGUCCAACCCGGAUGAGUUCGAGCCCGAGAGGUUCCUGACGACUCACGAGAAUGUGGACAUGACAGGUCACAGCUUCGAACUCCUUCCCUUUGGCGCAGGGAGGAGGUCCUGCGCUGGAACCUCGCUGGCUCUUCACACGGUGCACCUGACGCUGGCUAGCCUGCUGCAGAGUUUCGAAAUUGGCACGGUCUCGGAUGAACCGGUGGACAUGACCGAGAGCCCGGGCUUGUCGAAUUUGAAGGCGAGCCCGCUUGAGGUUAUGCUGGUUCCACGCCUUGAUCAGAAGGUUUAUGAAAGAGACGAUUAAGAGAGUUUGUAGUCUCUUUUGACUAUCGUUUGUACUUUAUUAUGAGGACAGCCAUAAGCUCCAUUUUCUCUUGCAAAUCAAACUUGAAUGUACGUGUUCCCACCUAAGAAUUUCAAUUAUAUUACGUUUGAAUCCAUUUACUU
Molecule: messenger RNA, 2421 nt
Organism: Rhodamnia argentea
Lineage: Eukaryota; Viridiplantae; Streptophyta; Magnoliopsida; Myrtales; Myrtaceae
Product: cytochrome P450 CYP82D47-like
Exons: 5
Coding region: 182-2278 (698 amino acids)
Biological process (GO): defense response to other organism
Molecular function (GO): DNA binding; oxidoreductase activity, acting on paired donors, with incorporation or reduction of molecular oxygen; iron ion binding
Source: RefSeq, a predicted model, not a curated record